AAGGUCUCUUGUGAUGUCUGGGCUAUCAAAGGUAACAAUAAUGUGAUAAUUGAAUCAUCUUGUAGGUUUGUGUAGUUUCCUUUUUACCAUAAUGGAAACACCUGCCAAAGCAGCACAUGUAACUUCCACUGUCUGUUAAAGGUUCUAUUAAGAAAUCAUUAGACUUUCAAAACUGGAAAAUUAAAUGAUAUAUUGAUUGGUUAUAUUUUUUACAACCAGCAAAUAAAGUAGUCACUUACCAGUACAUGCAGAGUUUCAAAAAGAAAAUAAGUUAAUAGUCUUAUAGGAGAAUAUGUUUGUUAUACGCAUUCUAUGCAUAGUUACAUUGUACUGUACAUGUAUGUAUGUAGAAGUCAGGAGGCUGAUGAAACUUUGAAAUGAUGCGUCUCAUACAUGUAUCUGACUUUGUGCUAUAAUUAGCCCCCCCUGCAAAUUUAGAAAGAAAUUGAUUUAUAACAUAUUGCUGCUGCAAGUUCUUGCCAAGGGGCUAUUACCAUAAUGGUAAAAAUCCUCAUGUAGGCACAGCUGUGCACCAUAACAUGAGGUGUGCAAUUUUUAUACAUGACUUAGUAUUAGCAAUUCUGUAUUCAUUGUGGGAAACUUGUUAAUUAUUUUUAAGACUUCAUGUUUUGUUUUGGUAGGAUUUUGACAUUCCUAGUGUAGCCUCAACCUCACAAGAAGGCCAAAUUAACAGGAGACUGAAAGUCACUUUGCUAAGCAGAGAGUGGAGAUCAUCAACUGAUGGAGACUUGUCAACCAUCAACAGAGAGCUCGCCAUACAGUUAGCUAAACACUCUAAUGUGGAAGUUAGUGUCUUUCUUCCAGAAUGCAAUGAAGAAGACAGGAAUGAUGCAGCACAUCAUCAUGUGCAGCUUGUUAAAGCCAAAAAAGUGAUUGGUUGGAAUCCAGUUGACUGGCUGAUUAAUGUCCCAGAUGGACAUGUCAUGGAUUAUGUAGUAGGACAUGGUGUAAGCCUUGGCAAACAAGUGCAGUUUAUUAGAAAACAUCACCACUGCAAAUGGAUCCAAGUUGUUCACAGUGCUCCAGAAGAACUUGGAAUGUACAAAAGCAUUUCACAAGGUGGACAACAGCAAGAAGCAGAAGUAGAAUUGUGUAAGAUGGCUGAUCAAAUCAUAGCAAUUGGACCCAAGCUGGCAGAUGCUUACAAGCAUUACCUUCGUUGUAGUAAAAAAGACCAAAAUGUCUUUGAUCUCACUCCAAGCAUUUUCUCUGAAUUUUUGAAUGUUGAGCAAGCCACUGAAGAAGGAAGCACUUUCAGUGUUCUUGUUGUUGGAAGUGGUGACACUUGUGAAGAUUUCAUAUUGAAAGGUUUUGACCUUGCAGCUCAAGCAGUUGCUGAGUUGAAAGAUAAGUCCUACAAACUCAAGUUUGUUGGAGCACCAAGAGGGAAAGAAGAUGAAAUAGCAGAUAAGUUGCUUCAACAUGGUAUUGAUCGUAAUCAGCUAAUUGUCCGCAGCUUCAGUGACAGUAGAGAAGUAUUAGCUAACUUAUUCUGUGAGUCAGAUCUUGCCAUAAUGCCAUCCAAGACUGAAGGAUUUGGAGUCAGUGCUCUUGAAGCCUUAUCUGCUGGUUUGCCUGUACUUGUCAGUGGUAAUUCUGGACUUGGAGAAGUUCUGAAGGAGGUGCCUCAAGGAUCUCAGUUUGUGGUUGACUCUGAAGAUCCAAAAGAGUGGGCAAAAAAAAUCAAGGUGGUACAACAGACAAAGAGGGAGGUGCGACUUUCAGAAUCAAGGCUUCUACGUGAAAAUUAUCAGGAAAAGUACAACUGGGAAAAGCCCAUUAGAUGUCUUGUGGAGAGGAUGUACAGUCUCACAUUUGGUAAGCAAGCCUGUGCAUUGGUUUUUUGGGAAAUAAUU
Messenger RNA from Pocillopora meandrina, 1877 nucleotides. The record is from the annotation of a GenBank genome assembly. NCBI's taxonomy places the organism in Eukaryota, Metazoa, Cnidaria, Anthozoa, Scleractinia, Pocilloporidae.